AUGGUGGCACCAUCGCCGCUGCCCUUUCCGGGACCUACCUUUGAGGCGCGCAAGAGCAAGAUUCUGGAGCAGCUCGCGGUGCCUGACGCCGAGUACUCGGACGCCUCCCCCAAAGGCACCGUCGACGUGGGUAUCCGGCCGCUGCUAGCCAAGAUCAACGCGUCGGCGGGUUUCGUGACGACGAGCAGCUGCGCGGGGCGUGUGAGCGUCUUUGUCGAGGGUCGCAAGACGGCCGACGCGGGGGCCGGCGCGGCAGUGGACGCGCCGGAGCCGUCGACAGUGGCCGGCCUGGGCGGCAAGGGCGGCGGCGGGACGUGGCUGUACGUCUCGCACGAUCCGCACCCGCUGGUCGGACAGGGCGUCGUGGUGGACUGGGUCGAGGAGCUGGGACUUUCCGGGGCGCACGAUGAUGCGGCGCUGUCGGAUGCUACGGGUGGUGGUGGUUCGGAACGCAGACUGAUUCACUUCAAGUUUGAACCCAUGAUUCUCCAUGUCCUCACCGCCUCUCACGCCCACGCCCAGCUGCUCCUGCGCUGCGCCCUGCACGCCGGCUUCCGCGAGUCCGGCGCCGUCAGCCUUGUGAGCGGCGAGCAGCAGUCCGCGCAGCCCAUGGUCGCCGUCCGCUCCAUGGGCCUCGGGUUCGAGUCGCUGCUCGGCUACGCGGACGACGACGAAGGCGGGCGACGGCGGCUGCGGCUCCUUGUGCCGCCGGGCUAUCUCGACACGCUCAUGGCCGUCGGCCACGCCCGGUUCGCGGAGAACGUCAAGCGCAUACGCCGGUUCGAGGAGGCGUUUGCCGAGGCCACGGCGCCGAGCCGGAACCUGGAGGGCCGGGCGUGGGAGGAUGCCGCGGCGCGGCGCGAGAGGAUGCGCGCAGAGGGGUUGCGGCGACAGGCGGCGGCGGCGGCGGAGCAGGCAGACCGGACAGAGGCAGAGCCGGAUGUAGGCCAGGCCGGCAUAUCAUUAUAG
Messenger RNA from Cordyceps militaris CM01, 969 nucleotides. Its product is annotated as tRNA wybutosine-synthesizing protein. Gene Ontology annotation, cellular component: cytoplasm. Lineage: Eukaryota; Fungi; Ascomycota; Sordariomycetes; Hypocreales; Cordycipitaceae. The record is from RefSeq and is a predicted model, not a curated record. The transcript has 2 exons. Gene Ontology annotation, molecular function: tRNA methyltransferase activity. Gene Ontology annotation, biological process: tRNA methylation. The coding region runs from base 1 to 969 and encodes 322 amino acids.